GCUCAGGUUGAAGCUAAGAAGGAACAUGAAGGAGCAGUUCAAUUGCUAGAGGCCAAGGUCCGAGAGCUAGAGGAGAAAUGCCGGACACAGAGUGAACAAUUUAACCUCUUAUCCAGAGAACUGGAGAAGUUUCGACAGCAAGCAGGGAAGAUUGAUCUCCUGAGCAGUAACUCAGUGGCAUCCUCAGAUAUCCCUGGUUCUCCUGGUAAAUCUCUAUCACAGUUAAUGAAUGGAAUAGCCACUUCUAUAGGCAAAGGUCAUGAAAGUCCUUCUGGAAGUCGUUGUGUGAUUUCAGAGUUUAUACGACCCCUUCAAAUAUCUGGAGACAAACCAGAACAAUUGUCUGUCAAACCUACGUUCCUGUCCAAGUCAAGAUCUGGUACCCCAAGAUGCAGAUUUGAUUCAGACAUGGAUAAUGAUCAAAAUUCCAAUACCUCAAAACAGAGAUAUUCUGGGAAAGUCCAUCUUUGCAUUGCCCGUUAUAGUUACAACCCUUUUGAUGGACCAAAUGAAAAUCCAGAAGCAGAGCUCCCCCUUACGGCAGGAAAGUACCUUUAUGUAUAUGGAGAUAUGGAUGAAGACGGCUUUUAUGAAGGGGAACUUCUAGAUGGACAAAGAGGACUAGUCCCUUCAAAUUUUGUGGAUUUUGUUCAAGACAAUGAGACCCGGUUAUCAAGCACAUUAAGCAGUGAACAAGAUCAGAAUUUUAUCAACCAUUCGGGUCCUACUUUGGAAGGAGAUCUCUUGGAGAUAAGUCCACCAAGUCACAUAGACUCUAGUGUAAUCAGCAAUGGCGCAGGGACUCUGGAUGUGAACAUUGAUGAAAUUGGAGAAGACAUUGUGCCUUAUCCUAGAAAAAUCACCCUUAUUAAACAACUAGCCAAAAGUGUCAUUGUGGGCUGGGAGCCACCGGUAGUGCCACCCAGAUGGGGAACCAUUAGCAGCUACAAUGUUCUGGUUGACAAAGAAGUACGGAUGAACAUAGCCUUGGGAAGCAGAACGAAAGCUCUUAUAGAAAAACUUAACAUUUCUACUUGUACAUACCGAAUAUCAAUUCAGAGCAUUACAAACAAGGGUAACUCAGAUGAACUGCAGUGCACUUUGUUAGUUGGGAAGGAUGUCAUAGUAGCCCCCUCUAAUCUUAAAGUGGACAAUAUAACCCAGAUUUCUGCUGAGCUGUCCUGGCUCCCUACAAAUAGUAAUUACAGUCAUGUGAUCUUUCUUAAUGAAGAAGAAUUUGACAUUGUCAAGGCUGCUAGCUACAAGUACCAUUUUUUUAAUUUGAAGCCCAAUAUGGCCUACAAGGUGAAGGUCAUGGCAAAGCCCCAUCAAAUGCCCUGGCAGCUUCCCCUGGAACAACGAGAAAAAAAGGAAGCCUUUGUGGAAUUUUCUACAUUGCCAGCAGGUCCUCCAGCUCCACCUCAAGAUGUUACUGUACGGGCUGGGUCCACCCCAGCAACCAUACAGGUGUCCUGGAAACCACCAACUCUGACAGCAACAGGGACCUCCCAUGGUGCCAAUGUCACAGGCUAUGGUGUUUAUGCAAAGGGUCAACGGGUGGCAGAGGUGAUCUUUCCAACAGCAGAGAACACAUUGGUGGAACUAAUGAGACUAAGGAGUUUGGAAGCAAAGGAAGUUACUGUUCGAACACUCUCUGUACAAGGGGAAUCAGUGGACUCUUCUGUUGCUGCCAUUCCAUCUGACCUACUGGUGCCUCCAACCCCUCACCCCAGAACUGCUCCCAAAUCUAAGCCAUUAGCAAGUGCCGGAGCCCCAGAAACCAAAGAAGAACAUUUAGAUCCACAUUUAAAAAUGGAUGAGUCAUGGGAGCAGACUCGUUCGGCAUCCCCUGUUCAUGGACACAUGCUUGAGCCACCUGCUCCUAACUUUCACAGCCCGCUUCAGGGGAGGAGGUCUCCAUCACCUAAUCGAAUACUCCCUCAACCUCAAGGCACACCUGUCCCAAAUACUGUCGCAAAAGCCAUGGCAAGAGAAGCUGCACAACGAGUUGCAGAGAGCAAUAGG
Messenger RNA from Cariama cristata (Red-legged seriema), 2025 nucleotides. RefSeq names its product RIMS-binding protein 2. The record is from RefSeq and is a predicted model, not a curated record. Lineage: Eukaryota; Metazoa; Chordata; Aves; Cariamiformes; Cariamidae. Gene Ontology annotation, molecular function: protein binding. The annotation marks the transcript as partial. Gene Ontology annotation, biological process: neuromuscular synaptic transmission. The transcript has 8 exons.